Penicillium coprophilum is the source of this 498-nucleotide messenger RNA. RefSeq lists its product as uncharacterized. The transcript has a single exon. The record is from RefSeq and is a predicted model, not a curated record. Bases 1 to 498 code for a protein of 165 amino acids. NCBI's taxonomy places the organism in Eukaryota, Fungi, Ascomycota, Eurotiomycetes, Eurotiales, Aspergillaceae.
AUGGUUCAGAUUAAGAUCUCAAUGCUGUUCACAACCUUGGGCAUCAUGAGCGCCAGUGUUGGCUGCUCUGCGGCAACCGUCACAAACAGCCUGCUACUGGCCGAUAUUGCUCAGCAGCUAUCCCUGCCAGCAACGACAUGGUCAGCCAGCGGCACACACACGGCGAAGGGAUACAUUAGCGAGUCGGCAGAGACGGCCUCUGUGGGAGGCUUGAAGCAGGAUUGCGACAAUAUCAACCUCAACAAGAAGUUGGCUGUCGACUUCCGCAGCGAUGUGUUUGGUCCCGGGGUUACGGGAUUCUUCUACAAGUGUGAGAAGGUCAGCGAUGACACAAACAACUAUUGGUUUACUAUCAGUGCUGGUGACAAGACCCAAAUCGACAAGCUUUGUGAUCCCGAUACUACCUAUCCCAUUGUCUAUGAUCAGCAGCAUGAUACUUGGUUCAUUGACGAGCCUUUUGACUGUACUCGACGGGCCAAUCCGACAGACUUCUUUUAA